This is a messenger RNA of Penicillium lagena, 273 nucleotides long. RefSeq lists its product as uncharacterized. Bases 1 to 273 code for a protein of 90 amino acids. The record is from RefSeq and is a predicted model, not a curated record. The transcript has a single exon. Lineage: Eukaryota; Fungi; Ascomycota; Eurotiomycetes; Eurotiales; Aspergillaceae.
AUGUAUGCGUGUUUCACCGUUUAUAUCGUCAGUGCCGCUGCCAAAACCGGGCAUCUAGAGUCGCCUCCGACGUCAGGGGACAUUGUGGCUCAUCAUUCGGUCCACGGAUGCCGGUACCUGGCCCUCUCAAUAGAUGAAAGAUAUGACGUUUGGCGGGGUUCCAGGAAUAACUCUAGCCGGCCAACCGUUGGAUCGGCGACAAGCGCACCAUCGGCGAUCCCUGUCAGACGCCAAUCAGUGUCCGGCUCCGCCGACACUACUGCGACCAAAUAG